This is a messenger RNA of Sparassis crispa, 237 nucleotides long. RefSeq lists its product as hypothetical. Bases 1 to 237 code for a protein of 78 amino acids. The record is from RefSeq and is a predicted model, not a curated record. Lineage: Eukaryota; Fungi; Basidiomycota; Agaricomycetes; Polyporales; Sparassidaceae. The transcript has a single exon.
AUGCCAUAUUUAUUCACCAACAGCAGCGACGAGAGCGGUGGCCCCCCGUCUGCCCGAGAUGUGCACGAGGCGAAGCCAAGGGACGAUGACUGGAACAAGUUGAAGUGGAAAGAGGAGGACAUGCUUCUCGGGACGAAAUCCGGUGGCCACGUGGAGGUGGAGGAUGCAGAUGAGAAGUCUGGCUGCUCCUCCAUUCAUCUGCAGGAGGAAGACGUUCCAGUCGGGCUGGAUGAGUAA